AUGUCAGCCCUCUACUCGCAAGGCUUCAACUUCACCAGCUUCAUCCAGGGCGGUGUUGAUCCCCGUACUGGUCAAUUUACCUCCAGCAUUGCAAUUUACGAAACGCCUACGCUGGCCCGCAACUGCCCAUCGCUUCAGCUCUCCAUCACUUACAGCCCCUUUACAACUACAGAUAUCGGUCUAGGGAAAGGGUGGUCUUUCAAUCUCUCAACUUAUCAGCAUCGCCAAGCGAAAACUCUCGUGCUUUCGACGGGUGAGCAUUAUCAAGUCGCUGAAGAUUCGAGUUCGGUCAGAGUCAAAGAUCAGAAGCUGAAGAGCUUCCACUUCCGAAAGGACAGCGGCAACUAUCAAGUUAUCCAUAAGUCAGGACUGGUCGAAGUGCUAUCUAAUAAAAAUGACAGUUACAGCACUACAGUUCCUUUUGAGCUGUAUGCUGCAAAUGGCCGCAUGGUCAAACUCACUUGGAUCCGCUCCGGCGAACAGCCCCGACUCCAGAGCAUUCUGGACGGCGAACAAGAAUUAUUGACGAUAAACUACAACGAUGCACGGGCCACGAUCACGCGCUCCCCAGAUACAGCAGAGGCCAGCACAUUCACGCUCAUUCGAAAGAAUGGCCGGUUGGCCGAGGUCCAAUCACCACUACAAGGCAUCCCGCCGUGGAAGUUUGAGUAUGAGACGUUUGGCCAGAUAUGCUGCCUAAAGAAAAUCACUAGUCCCUCUGGCCUACAGGAAGAAGUCUCCCACAAGGAAAAAGGGCAUUAUUUGCCCAAAGGUGCCCCGUACCGGACAGUGCCAUAUGCGAUAUCGCACAUAUCCCGUCCAUUGAACAACCAGCCAGCCAUCAAAACUUACUACAGUUACUCAGCCAGUAAUUUUUUGGGUUACGAUAGCGGCUUCGACUGGAAAGAUGGGGAAGACAAUCUGUAUAGAGCACAUGAGAACUACCAGUAUACAACUACGGUGCAGAUAAACCAAGGGCCGGAAACGAAAUAUACUUAUAAUAGAUUUCAUCUUAUCGUGAGCAGCAGGAGGCGCCAAAAUACAAAACAGGUAACUCAGACCGUCGCCUACUAUAUGCUGCCGACUGGCGCAUUUAGUGCUCAGCCUGCCCAGUACCAGCUCCCCAAGAGCGUACAAACAGUGUAUGAAGAUACCCUCGCUAACACCCAUCGGACGGAAACCACCCAAUAUGUAUUUGAUGAAUGGGGAAAUCCGAUCCAGGAGAUUAAACCGAGUGGAGUGACAACGGAUCGUGAUUACUAUCCCCCUGGAGGCGAGAAUGAACUCUGCCCAGCCGAUCCACACGGUUUCCAGCGGUAUAUGAAGUCUGUGAUUGUGACGCCCAAAUCGAGUUCGUUCAAGGCUCCAAAGCGAAGUCGCCAGUACACUUACAAGGAGUGGUCAACUGCUACGUCGCUUUAUGCUAGCUAUUUUGUAGCUGUUCAGCAAGAUAAAACCCUCGAGGAUGGCCUCGAACUUUUUAUCUCCAACUAUACUUAUGUGAAUCAGCCAUCGGAUCGAAAUCAUGGCCGCCUACAGCAAAAAACUGUCAAACUAUCAGGACGGUAUAUGACAACCAAAAACUGGACUUAUCGAUACCCAAGCCCUGAUCGGUUCACGCAAAUUGUUGAGGCUAAAACGUUUGAUGGAUAUAAUGCACAGGACGAAAAAGAAUGCUCACUAUCGACUGGACUGACUUCGACACAUACGACUCCAAUCGGCAUUAAGACUUGCUACCAGUACGAUUCCAUGGGCCAACUUGUCAAAGAGACGGUGUCGCCUGGAACCUCCUACGAAACAGUGAAGAAAUAUGAGUACGCUGUCUUGAAGGGUGAAGUCGGGUAUUGCGUAACUGAGACAAAUAGUAAAGGGAUGCAAAAGCGCCACUUUACCGAUGGGCUGGAAAGAAUCUGCCGUGUUGAAGCACAGGAUGAUGAUGGCCAGGGUUCUGGGCCCGGGGAUUACAAUGGAACCUUCCGUACAGUGCAGGAACGCAGCUACAAUGAAAUUGGCCAGUGCACAGGGACCACGGAUAUCGAUUGGUUGAGGGCGGAGGGGAACGGAGCACCAUUCGAACAACGACGAAGUCGGACGAUAGAAUAUGAUGAUUGGGGUCAAGCCUAUCGAAUUACUGAGAGCGACGGUUCGGCCACACUAUCGGCUACGGAUCCUAUCAAUCUUACACGCACGGAAGGGAUUGAGGGCCAAAGUCAAACCAGAACGCAAUUCGAUACAAUGGGCGCUGCAACCGAGAAAGACGUCCUCAAUAGCGAUGGCACGGUGUAUAGCAAGAUUAAAUACACGUACGAUGGGCUGGGCCGGAUGGUUGAACAGGAAUCUCCUCUCGGCCACAUUACCAAAUAUCAACAUGACAGUUUCGAUCGCAUCAAUCAAACCAAUUGGCCCGAGGAUCUCGUGGUAAAGACAGAAUAUGCCCCUCAUAGUGCCUCUGUUUUGCCAAUUUUGACCAAGGUCAAUGAUCACGUCAUGGGCACGCAAGCGAUUGAUGGGCUAGGCCGGGUAACGAAACAAAGCCUAGGGUCACGUACUACUGCUAUGUCGUACCAAGGCAUCGCGCCCAAGCCAAGCGAUCUCACAACUCCCAAAGGUGAUAAGCAUGAUCUGGCUUACGACCUUCAAUUAGACGAUGUCCUCACUUCCCAAUCCAGCGCGGAUGAUUCAAAUACGUUCCUGUACGAGAAAAGGACUGCAGAGCUCCUGAGUCUUGAUGGCUCAUUCAAGAAAGAGCAACGACAGUACCUACCGUCCGGUCUACUCUUGCAGGAAAGCUUUCAGGUUGGUCGAAAUAGCUUCGCUACUAAGUCUUCUUAUUCAAUGGCUGGCAAGCUGCAAACCUACACCGAUGCCAACGGGCAAAUUCACGAGAUUCAAUAUGACGAUUGUGGUCGACCCAACAGGCUGGUUCAAGGGAAUGUCCAGGUAUCUUUCACAUAUACCAAGGACAACCUCCUGCUUGAAAGUAAUGCGGUGGACAUGGAAACAAACCAGAACCUCACUACCACCCGGACAUACGAUGAGUUUGGUCGAGAGGUUGAGCGCACCGUUAAGAAAGGAUCGGAGAUUCUAUAUCGACUGAGCCAGGCAUUUGGCCCGACAAACCUCCUUCUUAGACGCAAGGGAGAGGAUGGUCACGGCUCUGUAAUCAAGGACGAAAGCUUUCAAUAUGAUAGUUAUAACCGGCUGAUCGACUAUCAGUGUCAGGGGAUCCAGCCACCCAUGGAUGAUAAGAGGAUGGGGCUUAGACGGCAGAAAUUCAGUUUUGACGAGUUUGAUAACUUGAUCCAGAUCUCUUCUACCUUCAACAAUGGGUCUGAUAAUACAGUAUCUUACAAGUACAGCUCCAAGGAACCGACACAAUUGACCCAAAUUACCAACACGAACCCAUAUUUUACUCCCAGAAUUGACUUAGAAUAUGAUGAAAACGGAUGUUUGACUCGAGACGAACAAGGCCGUACGUUGAAAUACGAUACAAAAGGUCGUUUGACCACAGUUUGCGGUUCAACAGGAAAAACUUUGUGUCAAUACUUCUACGAUGCCGGCGGAAAGUUGGUCUGCCAGAGGGUUCAAGGAACUGAUACAUAUCUCCAUUAUCGAGGUGACAGCCUUAUUGCGACCACCACUGGAGACACGAAGGUCAGCUAUAUCUCUGAUGGGGGUAUACGUUGGGGGCAGAUGCUCCAAAAAGGCAACAAAACCGAAACGCAGCUUUGGAUGUCCGACAGCCAACAAUCCGUCCUAGCGUGGUUUGAUACGAAAAAGCCUACCGAAAUUCACGGUCAGACCUAUUCUCCAUAUGGAUUUAAUGUGGGCACGAGCUCAAUCGGUUUUAAUGGUCAAUGGCGUGACCCAGUCACCGGAUGGUACCAUCUCGGCAAUGGAUACCGCGUUUACAAUCCGGUUUUGAUGCGGUUCCAUUCUCCAGACCAAUCGAGCCCCUUCGCUUCCGGUGAAAUCAAUCCAUACGCGUACUGUGUUGGCGACCCGAUCAAUCGCAGCGACCCGACCGGGCAUUUUAGUCUCUUCGGCAUUCACUUUGGUGGACGGGAUCUUGCCAUGGCCUUGGUUGGGCUUGCAGCUGGCCUACUGGUUGGUUUCGCUACUGGUGGUAUGGGCUUUGCGGUGGAAGCUGGUUUGGGUAUUGCAGUGGGUGUUGCUGCGGAUGCUGGCACAGGAGCGGCUUACGAUGCGGCGACAGGUAAGGGGCCGACCCUGCAGUCGAUGGCUACUGAUGCAGUAUUUGGAGCUGUUGGCGGCGUUCUCGGUGAAGUGGGUGGACGAUUGAUAGGGAAAGGACUUAAGGCGCUUUCAGGUAUCGGUACAUCCGCUAGCAGAUCUAGCGCCGUCGCUACCACGGCGGCAGCGGUAGCAGCGGCAGAGCGCCGAUCCCCGCGCAUAAUGGGUGAUUUAUAUGCGCAUCAAGUCCCCGGAAACAUUUGGGACCCAGCUACUCGGAGCGUUACUAGUCGCACAGACAUUAUCAACGGGGAACUGGGUAACGAAGGGUUCCUAACUCACGGCUAUGAAGGACUAUUAAUGGGCUGGAACCCAACCGGACAAGGACUCGGUUUGUAUUCUGGGGAAUAUGUGGCAAGGCGUACUAUUCUCCCUGAGAUGGAACAAGCCGCGAUUAGAAACCCUCUCCUGAGGGGGAUUAGAGGACAAGGGCGUCCAUUUCAUCUGUUCGCCUGCUAUGGUACGGCAGGUACCGGCCAAGCGGUUGCCAAUGUCCUUGAUCGGCCGGUGAUAGCUUUCCAUGGUUUACUAGCACCGUUGACCAGGGUCCCGGGAACCGAUAUACCGAGGGCGCCGUUGAUGGUGCAUCAAGUCAUCAGGGAUUUGGAGAGGUCUGGGGGAGUGUCCUCGGUUUAUGGUGACAAUACCGACAUCUUCUAUCCUCAGAUGGACAUUGGGUGA
Messenger RNA from Uncinocarpus reesii 1704, 4935 nucleotides. RefSeq lists its product as uncharacterized. Lineage: Eukaryota; Fungi; Ascomycota; Eurotiomycetes; Onygenales; Onygenaceae. The coding region runs from base 1 to 4935 and encodes 1644 amino acids. The transcript has 2 exons. The record is from RefSeq and is a predicted model, not a curated record.